AAACAAAUAUUUAUUGGUAAUGAAACAAAUUAAGGGCAGAAUUUUCUUUUGUCGAGAAAAUGGUAUUUGUUGCCUGUAAGUGUGUCAAUCUGUAGGUAAAUAUAAUUUUAUUUUGCACUGAUGAUGACCUUAAAAGAGGUCGAAAGCUUGGCAGUAACAACUGAAUGUGCUUGUUUCUUCAAGACCAUACUAGAGUGUUCGUUCACUUAUCUUCUUCUACUUCUCUCUCUCUUUUUUUUCCAAUUCACCCCCAGGGGGAUUUUUGUCUUUCGACUUCUUGCACGCGAUGCCGGCUGGAUUAAAGGGGGGGGGAGAAUAAAAAUCCCGUGCGGGACUUCUCGACGCGAGUCUGCGGCCGGAUUUCUCGCCGAGCGAACGGUGAUAUUUUUUUAUGAAAGAAGACCGAACCUAAGGGGGUCGGGGGCCGAAUGGAGUAAAUGGGGUGUAAAAUGAAUGGAACGAGGGGCGAAGGUGGGAGGCGAAAGGGAAAAUCUGAGGUAAAUCCGUCGUCGUUCAGUUGGUAGGCGAAGAGCCGAAGAGGGAGGCGAAGGAGGGCGAUUAUGGCUACGGCGCAUUUCAAAUGCACGAAAAUCCCUCGGACGAACCUCCCCGGUUCAACGGAGAUUCUCGUGUUGUUAAUCGCUUUCCUGUUCCUCCUCGACGGUAAUGUCGACAGGCUCGCUUGAACCAGCCGGUGUUGUGCUCAUUAGAGACGGGAGUUCGUUCACGAGGCGAAUGAGAGAUCGAUAAAGUGAUGUAGGUAGUGGAGGAGUGCCGGAUGAAUGAAUCGAGGAUCGGAGGGAUAUGCGACGGGGACCGUUUGACAAAGUGACGGGCUCACCUUUUUUCAUCUAUUCACGUGAAAUGUAAACAUUUCAGAUAGACUCGAGUAGUACGCACGAGAUGAGGUCGAGGAAGGGGAGAGCCAGAGACUUUUCGGCCCUCCAGCAGCUCACGUCCUGCCCGUAAUAAUAAUAAUCCUCGGCUAAUGGAGAAUCACAAAACUCCCUUCCGUUAUCACCAGUUCUUCACGCGAAGCGACAAUCAAUUUACAGGUAUGCAACUCACCAUUAUUGUAAACAGUGCCAAAACCGAGGAAUACUUGACUGGAUGUCAGAGGAUGGUUUCAAGAUGCCAACUGGGCUAUCAAGUGGAAGCAUUCAUUUGCCUUGGCGAGGCGAGAGUGGAACAGUGUUGUUCGAACACUGGCAGUUUAUCGUCCUAGUCUCGCUUGCCUCAGCUCUCGCCUUAGCUUUUAUUGUCUUAGUUUGGUUGAAGGCUCAGAUGAGCUCACAAGAAAAAAGGUCUAGUGCUGGAGAAGGUGGAGGCGACGAAAUCGAAUCUACUCAGUGGAUCUGUCAUCCUGUCAUCCAACCGACUGUUACGGAACAAUGUGAAUCCCUUCCCCAAGAACAGCAUCCUCCCUGUGCAAGUGCUCAUUCUGUUGUGACUGAAGCGGUUAGUGGUGGGGAAAGCAAAAUGGGUCGUGGGGGUGGUAAAAUCAAAGGACUUCUGGAAAGACGUGGAUCAAGCGCCAGUCUCACAAUAGAUCUAGUCCACCAAGAGAAUAUCGCUGUUACUCCUAUGAGGGAAUGCACAACAGAAGAAUAUCUGCUGUCUGCUAGCAACGUGUUGACUCGCCAGCAGCUACGUUCUUGUCUUAAAGAUGUAAGAGCGAUUCACCGAGAGUUUUGGGACCUUCCCUUGAACCAUCCAGAUAAAAUACUUGUACCUGGGAGUUGGGCAAAAAAUAGGUACAGAACUGUGAUCCCAAAUGAAAACACAAGAGUUCAUCUUCCUACUGAUGAUACUUCUACAGACAAUCUUUCUGGUUAUAUUAAUGCUAAUUAUAUUAAGGGUUAUGAUGUAGAACAGAAGGCUUUUAUAGCUACUCAGGGACCUAUGACAAAUACAGUAAAUGACCUUUGGGAAAUGGUUUGGUCUGAGAGGUCUCCAGUAAUAGUAAUGAUCACUAAGCUCUGGGAAAAAUCUAGGCCUAAGUGUGAGGCUUACCUUCCGACUGAGACAAAUGUGGCUGUGAUGUAUGGUAAGAUGAGCGUUUCGGUGACCAACGUGGUCAACAAAGAUGGCUACACUAUUAGAAAUGUACAGCUUCAAAAAGAUGAAGAGGUCAGGAAACUGUUGCAUUACUGGUUCGACUCUUGGCCUGACCACAAAACACCAGCUAAUGCUCAUUCGCUUUUGAGUUUAGCGAAAGAAGUUGAAACUGCGAGGUUUCAAGGUGUUCCACAAAGACGGCCGUCUGCAGUAUGGUUAAGUGGCCCUCCACCUGUUAAAGAUACAAUCAGCCCUAUAAUUAAUUUUGGGCCCUUAGAAAUUAAAGCGGACGAGGAAGGAGAAACAUUUGGACCAAUGUCUCUAGAUAUAAAUCCCCAAGCGGUAAAUGUAGAAUUGUUAAGGGAUGAAAGCAAAACAAUGAGUUAUGAAUCUAGUCCUAGUAAAAAGAGAACAAAACAGUCAGCAGAUUAUGAAAGAACUGAGCAAAGGCAAGACAAAUGCUUUUUUAAAUCUCCAUUUCCAUCAGAUAGUGUAGUUUUUAAGUUCGGCUCCCCCCAUCGCAUCAAUGAAAGGUCUAAGUCUGAAGAAUCAAGGGAUUCUUCGACUGCUUUUGAUUUUGACAUGCUAGCAGCAACCGCAGAUGAUUCCCUGAGUAAAAAUGCCGACACCGUCCUUUGGAAAUUAGAAAAACUGAGUACAAAUUCGACUGGGAGUUACGAAACUGCUCAGAGUCCAGGUUGGAGUAUUGAUAAAUCUGGAAAGUUAUCUGUGGACAGUCCAAAUUACACUGCAGAGACAAGCCCUUUGACUGGGUCUGAUCGGAGCCCUUUUAGAACUAAUUCAUCAUUCGAUUCUCCGGCGUUUAGUUCCAGUGGAAGCAAAAGGUGGCCAACACAGAGUUCUGGUGACAGUUCUAUAUGGACUGCAAGUGAAGACAGCCCAAUAGAAGGAACAAGUCCAAAAAUGCCUGGUCCAGUUAGCCCAGGUCUCCUUAGCCCUCGAUGGCUCGAAGGCAAUAGAGGUACCCCCGUUGGCCCUGUGAUAGUACAUUGUUCAGCUGGAAUUGGACGAACUGGGUGUUUCAUUGCUAUUUGCAUAGGAGUUAGUCAACUUUUAAGUGAAAACUCUGUUGAUAUACUUGGAAUCGUUUGCAAAAUGAGACAUGACAGAGGAGGAAUGGUACAAACGGCUGAACAGUACGAGUUCAUACACAGAGCUCUAGCAAUGUUUGAACGUUCGCUUCCUGACCAGUCUGGAGAAUGAAAAGGGAAUAAACUGUAAACAUUAUAAAGUAAGGUGUAUAUUGCCUUUAAACAUGUAAUUAACGUGUUUGUUGUGUACACUGUUGCCCUCAUUUGGGAAAAUGUGUCGCCCCUUAUCUUAAGGAUACACUCUUGUUAUUCUUACCCCACUUAAUGUGUGAGGUCGGAUUUAAGAUAUUGGGAGCCCUCAAAAAUUUGAACAAAAACUUUUUCGAGCUGUGGGAACUUAAUAUUAUAAGCACCUACUUAAAAUUUUGUUUGAAAUAUGUGUCAUUGAUGUAUAUCCAAAUAAUAUCUAAAGUUUGAAUAUUAUUUUUAAUUAAUUAAAUUAUUGUUUAAAGGUUAAAACAACAGGGGAAAAAGUUUAAAUAUUGCGGUUUUUUAACAUGAAUAUCUAACAUCAACCGAGAGUAAUUUUUCAAAUUGAUAAACUCGCACAUAUUUUGGGCAUAGAUCACUGCCAGAAAGAAUAAAAUAAAAUACGUAUACCAAAAGUUUAUGAUAUUUUGGAUUAAAAAGACACACUAUACAUGUGGUAUACAUAUUUUUUCUUUUGUUGUUUAACUAUUUCUUCUUCCACAUAAGUGUGACAAAUCAUCUGAUAAGUUUGAAAAAACAAACAUCUAUUUAUUUCUAUUACUUAUUAAUGACAAAGAGAAACGGGUAUCAAAGUUAUGAUCUGAAAGUAAAUACAGUUUGUAAAAAAAGUUAAGUGGAAUAAUCCCAUAAAGUCACAAUUGACAAAUGAAGCAUAAAGAUAAUAAAAUAAACAGAUAAACAAGGGGAUUAGAAGUAAAAUGACUUUUAGUUGAAAUAACUAAAGAGAUGGCCUGAUCACUAUUUUUUCCAUAAUAAUUCUGCAAUAAGGGAACACCACAGGCCAAUACAAUUUUUAAUGUUUAUUUAUUUUCGUAUUUUAUUAUUUAUUUUUUUAUUGUUUUUUAAAUUCAUGGUUCCUCUAUUGAAAUCUGAGUAAAUUAUUGCUUAAAAAAUGUUGAAAUUGUUUUACUAAUCACUUGAAGAGUUAGGUUGAGUACAUGUUCGGAUUGGCCCAGACGCCCUAUUAAUGAUUUUUUUUAAACCAAAUAAAACAUAUAUUUUAUUCUGCUUUUAUACAUAUUGAAAAUUUUACAACUUGUACACAAACCUCAGUGAACGCUACUUUGAAAUGUAGAAUAUUGUGGGCAUAGCAUUAUUGUUAGAAUAAAAUUAUCGAAAAGAAUUUACUCUAUCUUUAAUGUAGUGGAAAUAAUUUAUUACACAUUAUUUUUUAAUAAUUUAUUAACACUUUUUUUUGCUAACACACUAAUCAAUCACUACUAAACACUUUAUUGAAAAGUAGUAUUGUUUAGAAGAGUACAAGGUUUUUAUUGUCGAUUUGUAAUUGUCAGCUUCUUAAUUGCUAACACAUGUGCAAUAUAUUUUUUUUUCUUACAUUUUUAUAUAUAAUGCUCAUAUUAUUCAUGUAAUUAUUGUAUACGAGUUAAAUCUAUAGUAUGCUCAUAUUUAUUUAUAUGCAUCAUAAUUAUUAUAUUCUAGUAAAAUAGGGCUGUAGAAAAAAUGAACAUCCAAGUUAAAAUUUUAACAAAUAUGAAAAUCAUAAGUUUAGAACCAAAUUAUUCAUAUAAUGUCAAUUUCACAUUUUUAAAAGAAAAAUUUGCCUUUCUUCUAAUACUUAAAUAUUGCUUUUUAAUUGGUCAAUAAAAUUUAGUACUUAUCCUAACUCUUCAACUGCUAACUUAAAAAAACAACAAGGAUAAAGUGUCAAGAACUGAAUUCCGUUGGGACAAAUUUAGUCAAAUAACCUAUAAUUCCUAAACCUUUUCUUUGAUUUGUUCAAAUUUUCUAUGUGAAAGUAUUGUCAUUUGUGUUUGGGGGUUUCGAUCAUAAUUAUAAAUAUAAAAACUUAUUACGCUUAUUGUUCAUUAUUUUAAAAAUAUAAAGAUAAUUAUACAGUUUUUGUUUUGUUUCAACAAUAAAUUGUAUUUUCAAUUUUAUGAAAGGAAUUUUUAUGAACUUGUAAAUUAUAUAUUUAUAAUAUUUAUUUGUGUAAAAAGACUUUAAUUAUAAUGUGUUAGUAUGGAAAUUUAGUAUACAAUUAGAAUUAGAAGUUUUGUCUUUUUUGUUUUCUUUAUCAUCAGGAUUUCGGCUAUUCAUUUGUAAAAAAAAAAAAAAACUAGCCGCUUUAUCAAGUCUUGGAGCCC
This is a messenger RNA of Cimex lectularius (bed bug), 5485 nucleotides long. RefSeq lists its product as uncharacterized. The record is from RefSeq and is a predicted model, not a curated record. Gene Ontology annotation, molecular function: protein tyrosine phosphatase activity. Gene Ontology annotation, biological process: protein dephosphorylation. Lineage: Eukaryota; Metazoa; Arthropoda; Insecta; Hemiptera; Cimicidae. The coding region runs from base 1111 to 3282 and encodes 723 amino acids. The transcript has 11 exons.